UGAUAAGAAUGAACUAUGAAAAUUUUCAAUAAAUCACCAAAGUAUGCGACAUUAGUUAUUGCAUUUUGCGUUUGAAUAAUUUGUAUUUAAUUGAACAAAUUCUUUAUUUGGGUUCAUUAUGUCUUACAUACCGUAUGAAAUAAUCACUCAUAAAAGACAAGUAUGUUCGCUCUAUAAAAAAGCAUGUAGGACCAUCGAGGAUUGGUACCAUUACAGGCCACUAAUGCGAAUUAAUAUUGUGCGCUUAAGAAAACGUUUCGAUGACAAUAAAAAUAUUAUAGAUGUACCACUUGCAAAAGAAUUAUUACAAAAAGGUCAACAUGAACUAUGGGCUAAUCAACAUUAUUAUCCUCACCAAUUCCCGUCAUCUCCUGGUGGAACAGCAUUUGAACGUGAUGUUUUCCCUCCAGACUGGGUUUUGGAUAGUUGGCAUCCAUUAGAAAAAGCUCAAUAUCCAAAAUACUUUGCCAAAAGAGAAGAACGUAAAAAAGAGUACAUUGCUUUGUGGGAAAAACGCUGGGGAAAACCAUUUAUACCUCAUGAUGAACAUUAAAUAGUAUUUCUCAUUGUAUUUUAGUGGAUUUUUGUUAUUGUAAUUGAAAUACGAUUUAAAAAAAAUUUAGAUUUCUGAAUCAA
Sipha flava (yellow sugarcane aphid) is the source of this 636-nucleotide messenger RNA. RefSeq names its product NADH dehydrogenase [ubiquinone] 1 beta subcomplex subunit 9 (gene ND-B22). The record is from RefSeq and is a predicted model, not a curated record. Gene Ontology annotation, biological process: mitochondrial electron transport, NADH to ubiquinone. Bases 119 to 553 code for a protein of 144 amino acids. Lineage: Eukaryota; Metazoa; Arthropoda; Insecta; Hemiptera; Aphididae. The transcript is spliced from 3 exons.